This is a messenger RNA of Fusarium sp. VM40, 1062 nucleotides long. The record is from the annotation of a GenBank genome assembly. Lineage: Eukaryota; Fungi; Ascomycota; Sordariomycetes; Hypocreales; Nectriaceae.
AUGCCCGCACAAUACCCGCGGCCGCCACAGCGCGAUUCAUGGUUUGCGCCGCUCUCCAUCGACCUCUUGCUCAAAGUUCUCAACACCACGCUUCUUCACCCCUUUGUCUGUUGGAUUAUACCGUUGUGCUUCCGCGCGCAGACGGUAAAAUGGGAGGCCCCGCCUAUGGUGGCUGCCAUCGCUUGGGCCACCGUCGUCACGCUCUUUUGGAUGGCCAGCGUGAUCAACCAGCGCAUCGCCCACGGCAUCCCGCGUGAGGUGGACCUCAGUGAAGAGGUUAUUGUCAUUACGGGUGGUUCGAGCGGACUGGGCCUGCUCAUCGCUGAGGUGUAUGGUAUGCGCGGCGCGACGGUGGCGGUGCUGGAUGUCAAUGGCAUGGAGAACACGGAGGCGAGGGGUGUUACGUACUACAAGUGUGAUGUCGGAAACAAGGAGCAGGUCGCCAAGGUUGCGCUCGAGAUUGAGAAGGAUCUUGGCACACCGACUGUUCUCAUCAACAACGCUGCCAUUGUCAUUGGGAAGACACUUUUGGAUCUAUCACUGGAUGAGAUUGAUAAGAGUCUCACAACUAACCUCCUUGGACCUUUCUACUGCCUCAAGACAUUCCUACCCGCCAUUAUCCGCGGUGGACGGGGCGGCACCAUCGUCAACAUCUCCUCAGUCAUCGGCACCGUCGGCGCCGCACAGCUAACCGACUACGCCGCUGCAAAGGCCGGCCUCACAGCUCUGCAUCGCUCCCUAACAGCCGAACUACGCGAGAGCCACCCGGAGAUCCGAACAGUGCUAGUGACGCCCGGCCAGGUGAGCACGCCGCUGUUCUACGGGGUGCAGACGCCCAACUCGUUCAUCGCGCCUGUCGUGGAGCCCGUGGACGUGACCAAGGAGAUCGUGGCGGCUAUCGACAGCGGCAAGGGCGCUACGGUUGCCAUGCCGCUGUAUGCGCGGUGGGUAGACUGGCUGAAUGUGCUGCCGGUGGGAGUGCAGACUCUUGCGCGGCGGGUUGCGGGUGUGGACCGGGGGAUGAGGACGUUUAUUGGGAGGGACGGACAGAAGAUGGAGUGA